CAAAUAUUAUCGGUGGCUUAAUUGGGUGGCCUAGUCAGUGAGAAACCCCGUCUUCUUCCAGCACCUAAGCACCCAGGUCCACCCCUGUGUUUUCACAGCUGACGCGGUCAGCGGUUGACAUUCCUCCACCACAUUUGCCAUUCCUAUUUAGCCCAAGUUCCCCAAAAAAAUGGAGCUGGCCUAGAGAGACACCCAGUGCCAGUGUGUGUGUGUGUGCGAAGUCCGAAGUCCAACGGGAUUAGGCCAAACUCACAGAGACUCAGUUAGAGAUACAAACACUGAUUGCGCACGACAAUUGCAGGGGAUCUGCGUCAUCAGCAAGGGGUUAAGCGGAACGAUUGCAGCAUGGACUUCAAGGAAUACCGUCAGAGGGGCAAGGAAAUGGUGGACUAUAUUGCCGACUAUCUGGAGAAUAUACGCGAGCGUCGUGUCUUUCCGGAUGUAAGUCCUGGCUAUAUGCGUCAACUGCUGCCCGAGUCAGCUCCCAUUGAGGGCGAACCCUGGCCCAAGAUCUUCUCCGACGUGGAAAGAAUCGUGAUGCCUGGAAUCACCCACUGGCAGUCGCCGCACAUGCACGCCUACUUCCCGGCCCUCAACUCGAUGCCCUCGCUCCUGGGCGACAUGCUGGCUGAUGCCAUCAACUGUUUGGGCUUCACCUGGGCCAGUUCGCCCGCCUGCACCGAGCUGGAGAUCAUUGUGAUGAACUGGCUGGGCAAGAUGAUUGGUCUGCCGGAUGCCUUCCUUCACCUGAGCCCCAAUAGCCAGGGCGGCGGUGUGCUCCAGACGACAGCCAGUGAGGCCACACUGGUCUGCCUGCUGGCAGGACGUACGCGGGCUAUCCAGCGAUUCCAUGAGCGGCAUCCGGGCUAUCAGGAUGCGGAAAUCAAUGCCAGGCUGGUGGCCUACUGUUCGGAUCAGGCGCACUCCAGUGUGGAGAAGGCGGCGUUGAUUGGACUCGUCAGAAUGCGUUAUAUCGAGGCGGACGAGGACCUGGCCAUGCGCGGCAAACUGUUGCGCGAGGCCAUCGAGGAUGACAUUAAGCAGGGCCUGGUCCCCUUCUGGGUUUGCGCCACGCUCGGCACCACCGGCAGCUGCAGCUUUGACAACCUGGAAGAGAUCGGCUUGGUUUGCUCGGAACACCACCUGUGGCUCCAUGUGGACGCCGCUUACGCUGGCAGUGCUUUCAUCUGUCCGGAAUUCCGCACCUGGCUGCGCGGCAUUGAGCGGGCGGACUCGAUCGCCUUCAACCCGUCCAAGUGGCUGAUGGUGCACUUUGAUGCCACGGCCCUGUGGGUGCGGGACAGCACUGCGGUGCACAGGACCUUCAAUGUGGAGCCGCUGUAUUUGCAGCACGAAAACUCUGGGGUGGCCGUGGACUUUAUGCACUGGCAGAUCCCGCUGAGCCGCCGUUUCCGGGCGCUGAAGGUGUGGUUCGUGCUGCGCUCUUACGGGAUCAAGGGUCUGCAAAGGCACAUCCGCGAGGGCGUGCGUCUGGCCCAGAAGUUUGAGGCUUUGGUCCUGGCCGACCAUCGUUUCGAGCUGCCCGCCAAGCGGCACCUGGGACUGGUGGUAUUUCGCAUACGCGGGGAUAACGAAAUCACCGAGAAGCUACUGAAGCGUCUGAACCAUCGCGGCAACCUGCACUGCAUCCCCUCGUCGCUGAAGGGCCAGUAUGUGAUCCGCUUUACGAUCACCUCGACGCACACGACACUGGAUGACAUCGUCAAGGACUGGAUGGAGAUACGGCAGGUGGCCUCCAUGGUGCUGGAGGAGAUGAACAUUACUAUUUCCAAUCGCGUCUAUCUCAAGGAAACCAAGGAGAAAAGUGAGGCCUUCGGCUCGAGCCUGUUGCUCUCGAAUUCUCCACUUUCGCCCAAAGUGGUCAACGGUUCCUUUGCGGCCAUCUUUGAUGCAGACGAGUUUCUGGCCAAGACUUAUGCUGGAGUUCGGAUAGCGCACCAGGAAUCGCCUUCGAUGCGACGACGUGUGCGCGGCAUUCUUAUGUCCGGCAAACAGUUCUCUCUGGACUCGCACAUGGACGUGGUGGUGCAGACCACCCUGGACGCGGGCACGGGAACCACCAACUCGUACGGACGCACUGCCGUGCGGGAGUCCGCCUCCCAGGCAACUGCCGGAGGUCAGGCUAGUAUUCGCGAGGACAACGAGGAGUCGCCGGAAGAAACUGAAUUGCUGUCACUCUGCCGUACCCUUAGUGUCCUAGCCCCCGCUUCCGCUCCCUUCCAUGCCCACUCCCUGUCCACGGCCAGUCGCAGCUGCAGUUCCGCCUCUCACUCCCACUCGCUGUCGCAGUCCUUUUCCCCAUCCAAGUCACCUCCCUUUAACCAGUUCCGACCCAUUGCCCUGUGCGGGAUCUCUGGCCAAUCCACCCUCCCCCUGACCCUGCCCCUGGCCAGUCGCGAUGUCACCGUAUCCGUGGAUAGCCUCCUGACACCAGUCACCACCUGCAACAUGUACCAUGGCAAGCGAUUCCUGGAGCCUUUUGAGACCUUGGCAGCCAGCAGUGCCUCCUUCAGCAGCAGCAUCUUUCGUUUGCCCACGCCUCUGGCCACACCUACUUUGGAGCAGCCGGAAGAGGAUCCGGACUGGCCAGCCAAGACCUUCAGUCAGCUGCUAAUGGAACGCUACUCCUCGCAGUCUCAAUCCCACAACUCCUUGUCCUCCUCCUCGACGGACAGCAGCCUUCUAAGCAGGGACGGAGCCACGCCCACGCCCACGCCUACGCCAAUGGGCAGCCUGGAUGAGCUGGCCACGCCGUUGCUGGAGUCCUUUGCCUCGCCCAACUCGCAGCCCAUGCUCUCCGCCCAUGGAGUGGGGCAGGAGCAGGGAGAGAGGGAGAGUGACUCGGAUGCGACCAUUUGUUCGGCAGCCUCCUCAAUGGAGUCGCUUUAGUCCUAGUCAUUAAGUUAAAACUAUUCUUCAGAUAAAUAUUUUAGAGAAGGGAUUUGUAGAGAACAAAAGUAAUGGGGAUUUUAAAUUUGAAGAAUUUUUGUUUAUUGGAAAAAGAGUAUUAAUUUUAUCUUUCUAUAAUCUAUAAAGGGAUUGUAAAAUGUGUUUAUAAUAUUAUUUAAGAUUUUUAAACUUUGCAACUUAUUUUAUUUUUAUUUUGAAAACUCCCUAUCAUUAAAUAAUUUAUUAAAGAUAAUUAUAUCAAGUUUAUAAUGGAUUACGAUUUAUUUUCCUAGUUAAACCCUCUUUAUAUUUUGUUUUUCUUACUAAAACAAUAUUUUUAAAAUUAUAUAACCAAUUAUAAUAUUAUAAAUAGGGCUAAAUUGUCAUAGUUUAACUUAGAUCCUUGCGAUUUAUCAGCUUAUUUGUACAUAUAUGUAUGUGUGGGAGUGAUUCUGGGGGAGGCGGAAGUCUAAGUCAUCCAUCGCUGCUGUGCAAUCAAUCAAUAAUGCAAAUCAAUCGUAGUACCAAUCAAUGUUGAAUAUAUAAUAUAUAUGCAUGCCCAUGUCUAUAUCCUAUUGUAAGAUAACUACUGAGCAGAGUUAAACUAUUACCAAUCAAGAUCCACAACUAUCAGGUUUACAAAUAUCCAUGUUUAGUCAAAAAUCCGAUUAAAGUUUCAAGGUUCCAGUUAAACUCA
Molecule: messenger RNA, 3607 nt
Organism: Drosophila kikkawai
Lineage: Eukaryota; Metazoa; Arthropoda; Insecta; Diptera; Drosophilidae
Gene: Hdc
Product: histidine decarboxylase
Biological process (GO): L-histidine catabolic process; histamine biosynthetic process
Cellular component (GO): cytoplasm
Molecular function (GO): pyridoxal phosphate binding; histidine decarboxylase activity
Source: RefSeq, a predicted model, not a curated record